AUGGACAAAGAAUUUUUAGAACCAAUACACUGUCACAAAUGCAAAAAAACUAAAAAAUUUAAACCAAUCAAGGUUCAAACAACAAAUGGUCUAUAGAGAAUUUUAAGACAAUGUUUAAAAUGUAAAAUAAACAAAAGUAAAUUUAUUAAAACUCCUUUAGGAAAAGAAACAAUCUCAAAAAUAAAAUUUGAAAAAAUAACAGAACAAGAUAAACUAAAUAUUGCAAAAGAACUUCAUAAACCAGUAAGAUCUCUAUUUCUAAAAAGGAAAAUAAAAACACAUGGUAUUGAUGAUUUGUGGGCUGCAGAUUUAGUUUUAAUGAGAAAUUAUGGUGAUAAAAAUUCAGGUUAUAUUUGUUAAAUGUUAUAGACACUUUAUCAAAAUUUGCUUGGUUGAAUCUCUUAAGAAAAAAGAUGGAAAAAAUGUUACUAAGGUUUUGAAGAAAUAAUAAAAAGAGCUAAACUACAGAAACAUAAUUCACCAACAUUACUUCACACUGAUAAAAGAACAAAGUUUGUAAAUAAACAGUUUAAAGAAAUGUUAACAAAACACAAUAUAAAAUUAUAUCACACAAAACGAAGAGAAAUCUGCAAUUAUUGAACGUUUCAACAGAACUUUAAAGGGUAAAAUGAGAAUAUAGUUUGAAGUUCAGAAAAAUAAAAGAAUGGUUGAUAUUUUACAAGAUUUAUUAAACGAAUAUAAUUUCAAAGAUAUUCAUUGAACAAUUGGAAUGAUACCAUUUAAAGUAAACAAAUCUAAUGAAGAAAAAGUUUUAAUUAAAUUUUUCCCUGAUGAAAUAUCUAAAUCAAAAAUUAAAUUUAAGAUUAUUGAUAGGGUUCGAAUAAAGAAGUUCAGAAAAGCGUUUGAUAACAAAUAUAACUCUAAUUGGACAAGAGAAAUUUUUAUUAUUACAGAAGUAUUGAAAACAAAUCCAAUUACUUUAAUAAAGUUAAAGACUUAAAUAAUGAAAUUAUUGAAGGAAAUUUCUAUAAUGAAGAAUUACAAAAAACUAAAUUUUGAAAUUUAAAAAUUGUAACACUUAACAAUAAUUAAACUGUAUAUUUUAAACAAGAUUGUCUUAUUUAAAAUGAAUUUGAAAAAAAAAAAUUGAAAUUAAAAAUUGAAUCUUACUUAAAGAAAAUAUAUCCUAUAAUAAAAUGGAAGAAAAUAUUAAUGUUAGAACAACUUUAAAAAAGGCCUGUAACAUGUGUGGAAAAUCAACUACAUAUAAAAAUUGGUCUAGACAUUUAAAAUCAUUAAAACAUCAAAGAAAUGAUUCAAAUGGAACUAUUGAAACUAGUUUUCAUGAAAAAACUAAUCAGAGAAUUAGAAAUAGUAUCCCAACACUUAGAAAAGAGAGAACAAUAAAACCUCACAGUUUUCUGCAAAUUUUCUAUAGAUAUUAUUGAGAAAAGAUCAACUAAAAAAAUGAUUGUAGUAGAAUAUAUUUUGAAGAUAAGAUUCCAACACACAUAAUAUUCUCAAAGUUGGAUGAUUAUUAUUUAUUUGAGAGAGAGAGACCUGUUUUAAUGAUUGUUGAUAUUACUACUGAUAAUCGGUCUGCUUUUAAAGAGAGAAUAUUAUCAUUUACUGUUGAAAAUACACGACAAUUUAAAGAUAUCAAUCAAUUUUUGAAUUAUUCAAAAAAGUUCGUUGAGAAAAAAAUGUUAGAAUAUUUAAAAGAGAAAGUUAAUUUUAAAAUAUCUAUUAUAGUAAAUUGUAAAUAUAUCAAGAAAAAUGCAUCAAACAAGGAAAUAUAUACAGGCUUUAGAUCAGAAAGUGAACGUUUCCUUCAUUCUAGUAAUUUCAAUGAAUUUUAUAACAAUGUGAAAAAAACAAUUCAAUCUCGAGAAGAUGCUUUUACAGCUAAGGGUUCUGGUUGGAUAUUUAACCAGGUUAUAAAUAUGAACAUAAACAUGUAUAAAUAUAAUCCACUUAGAGGGGCAUCAAAUAUUGAAUUACCAAAAAUGAUAUCUGAUAAAAAAAGCUAUCAACAUUAAAAACGAAGAUAACAAAUGUUUUCUUUGAUCAAUUCUUGCUGCUUUACAUCCAGUGAUAAAGAUGCAAAUAGAGUUAGCAAAUAUAAAGAAUGGGAAAAUGAAUUUGAUGAAGUAUUUAAAAGUUUAAAAAUUGAAUUUCCAGUUAAAUUAAAAGAUAUUCCUAAAUUCGAAAAAAAAAAACAAAUAUGUCGAUUAAUGUGUUUACUUAUGAAGAUAAUACAGAUAUAGUACCACUACAAAUAUGUGAUAUUCAAAAAGAAACUCAUAUUAACUUAUUUUAUAUUAAAGAAAAAAAUAAUGAACAUUAUUGUUUGAUUAGAAACUUAAUGCGAUUAGUUGGUUCACAAAAAACAAAACAUGUCCACAAAGCACAUUUAUGCAACAUGUGUUUAUCUCAUUUUCUUAGUGAAGAAAAUCUAACAAACCAUGAGAAAUAUUGCAGAAAUAAUAAAUGUGUUAAUGCAAUAUUAUCGAGCAUAUCUAAUUGUUUUCUUUAAUUUGAAAAAUACAAUCAAUCUUAUAAAGUUCCUUUUGUUAUUUAUGCUGAUUUCGAAAGUAUGUUGUCCAAAAUUGAUACAUGUCAACCUUCUGAUACAAAAACAUAUCAAAACCAUUUAUCUAUUCGUUUUUGUUAUAAUGUUAAAUAUAGUAAUACUAGUAAAAGUAAUCUAGUAACAUAUUCAGGUGAAGAUGCAGCAAAAGUUUUUUAUGAGAAAAUAAAAGAUGAAGCUUUAUAUUGCAAAAAAAUUAUUUAAAUGUAAAAAAACCUAUCAUAACAACCAAAGAACAAGAAACUGAAUUUAAAAAAAAAAAUAACUCAUAUAUGUGAAAAAUCUUUAAGUGAUUUACCACCAAUACUAGUGAAAAAAAAAAUAGAAUACUUGAUGAAACUAUUAAUUAUUGGCAAUCUGAAAAGUUUGACUUUGCUAUGACAUAUUGGUAUCUUAUAAUAAAAGGAGUAUCAAUAGUUGAGGAUAAGAAUGAAGAGAAAAUUUUGAUUUAGAAAAUAUUGAAGAUAUAGAAAAAGAAAUUGAAUAUUUUAUGAAAAAAAACAGAUGUUCUUUGAAGAUCUUGAAGAUAAUAUGAAAAAGGCUAAAGAUCACAAUCACUUAACAGGAAAAUAUCGAGGAGCUGCUCAUUCUAUAUGUAACUUAAAUUAUAAGGUUCCUAGAUUUAUUCCAUUAUUUUUCCACAAUCUAUCUGGUUAUGACACACAUUUAUUCAUAAAAGAAUUAGGUAUUGAUAAAGAUAAUAUAAAAACAAUUGCAAUUAGUGAAGAAAAUAAAAUUAUAUAUCAUUUUCAAAAAAUAUAAAAUAUUUACAUAUAGAUCCAAUUACUAAAAACCCUGUUAUAGAUCAGAAAGGAAAACCUAUUUUUAAAACAGUUGAAAUAAGAUUUCUUGAUUCUUUCAAGUUCUUAUCUAGUUCUUUAAAAAAUUAG
This is a messenger RNA of Cinara cedri, 3441 nucleotides long. Lineage: Eukaryota; Metazoa; Arthropoda; Insecta; Hemiptera; Aphididae. The record is from the annotation of a GenBank genome assembly.